AUGAACCAAGAUUCAGACUUAUCUUUACGAGUAAAGCGACCUAGACCUUCAAAUGAUUUCUAUGAAAGCAUGAUGUGCCUUAUCUGCUCUGAUUUUUUUAAGCCUCCAAUAGUCCAAUGCAAUAAAGGCCAUAGCUACUGUCAGUCGUGUGUACAAAAAACAGGAUCACUGUUAGAACAAAAGAAAUCAUGCGCAGUCUGCAGAUCGCCGAUUUUAUUAGAAUUAAGAAAUUAUCAAUUAGAGCAGCUCCUUGAUAAAUUCACAGUCCAAUGCACUCACAGCUUAAAAGGCUGCAGCAAAGUUGUUACGUUAUCACAAAGGCCGGAACACGAAAAAAUGUGCGAGUUCAGGCCACAGAUAUCUUGCUAUUAUAAAGAAUUCAAGAAUUGUCAGUGGAAAGGAGACUCGGGGGACUUGGCGGAACAUUUGACUCAAGCUCAUGAUGUGCAAGAAUUGGUGAGAGGAAUGCUGUUUAGGUAUCUAUGGAACCCUCCGAAUGAGCAUAUAUGAAGAUAUAGAUAUAGAGUUUUAAAACAAGUGAUAGGGGGCGAUUCUGAGCCCUUUACAUUUAUUUUGGAGCAUUAUUAUUCUUCAGAUGAUAAGCUGUUAUGCUUUUUGAUAAGAUCUCCAGAUACAGAUGUUAAGAAAAGAUAUAGGAUAUCGAUCUUAAACCGCAAUGAUGAGGCCAAUAAAAUAUAAUGUUUAGUAGUAUUUCUUAUUAUUUUUAGUAAUAAGAUAGCUAUUUGACAUGUAAAAAUCAUAUAUUUUAUGUACAUAAAUAAUUAAGAUUCUUAGGGGCUUUAAGAAAUUUGUGGAAAAUAUUAUAGCUUUUGAAGGUGUAACUCUUAAUUUUGAAGAAUUCGGACAUAUAAAAGAUUUCUCCAAAGGAGACUUGACAAAAAUGCUGCUUGUUACUUAUCAACAAAUCAUGAGUUUUUCUUUUGUUUGUGAAGAAGAUCAGGCAGUAUAUUUUUCCAUACAAAUACAAUUUUUCUUCUAACUCCACCCUCUAUGAUCGAACCAAACAAUUGGAAAAAUCCCUAUUUUUUGAGUAGUUUAUUUUAAUAUAAAGUUUUUGAUGUAUAAGUGAUAAUUAAAUAUAAUGAAUCUCUAGCUAAUUUGUUUGAUAUUUGCUAGCUUGCAUUUUAGAAUAUAAAUGUUAAAAAAUUAAAUUCAAUAUUUUGCUUUAAAUAAUUUCGUAUUGAGAUUUUAAAAUUGAAAAAAGGACUUACUAUAAAAUUUAUAUAUAAGUAAUUUUAAAAAAACAAUUAAAAAUUUUUAUUCGCUCUCUUAGGGAGAGAGUAAACAAAUUUAAGAUUUAAGAUUUAAGAUUACGAUAACACUUUGUCGACCCCCACUUAGCUUAGGAUCUGACAAUACAAGCUCAUCCUCCCUGAAUUCCAUCACUGGCUAACAGCUCUGAACAACGGUAGGUGGAAUCGGCCUAACCGUCGAACCGUUACAGUAGCCUAUGACCUAGACGAGUCUCUCUUCUUUCCUUGAACUUGAUUCAAGCACACCAGGAACUGCCGAAGCAGUUCCAGCGCCAAUAUCCUUCAGAAAGACUGAACUUCCCUCACUAGGAUGACCUUUAGGGGACAAUGACCCUAAUUCAUGCGCUCCAUUUUUAAUUGUGUAA
Messenger RNA from Blepharisma stoltei, 1639 nucleotides. Lineage: Eukaryota; Ciliophora; Heterotrichea; Heterotrichida; Blepharismidae. The record is from the annotation of a GenBank genome assembly.